Sorex fumeus (smoky shrew) is the source of this 1630-nucleotide messenger RNA. RefSeq names its product apolipoprotein A-IV-like. The transcript is spliced from 3 exons. Gene Ontology annotation, cellular component: high-density lipoprotein particle; chylomicron; extracellular region. Gene Ontology annotation, molecular function: phosphatidylcholine-sterol O-acyltransferase activator activity; phospholipid binding; cholesterol binding. The record is from RefSeq and is a predicted model, not a curated record. Lineage: Eukaryota; Metazoa; Chordata; Mammalia; Eulipotyphla; Soricidae. The coding region runs from base 134 to 1318 and encodes 394 amino acids. Gene Ontology annotation, biological process: cholesterol efflux; triglyceride homeostasis; high-density lipoprotein particle assembly.
CGGGGAGAGCCUGGGCAGAGGUUUAAAUGUCCACUGGCCCCGGCUCUGUCAGUUCCAGCAGCUGCCCAGGUGUGCUUGUCUCGCUUUCUUGGACCCAGGAAGCUUCUAGAACAGCAGAAGACUUGUCCCCAGGAUGACCCUGAAGGCUGUGAUCCUGAGCCUGGUCCUGGUGGCUGUCUCGGGUUAUUCGGGAGCACCUCCAGGUGAAUGGCCUGAGAUCAACGGUGACCAGGUGGCCACUGUGGUGUGGGACUACUUCAGCCAGCAGAACACCAAUGCCAAAGAGGAAGAGGAGCAGAAAUCCGAACUGACUCAGCAGAUAAAAACCUUCUUCCGCAACCAAUGGUUUGCAAGAAUCAUAAACAAGCCCUACAACUACGACGUGGAGGAGCUGGUGCCCUUUGCCAUCAGCCUGCACCUAGCUCUCACCAAGGACUCGGACAAGCUGAAAGAGGAGAACCAGAAGGAGCUGGAAGAGCUGCGGGCCAGGAUGCUGCCCCACGCCCAAAAUGUGAGCCAGAGCAUCACGGACAGUGUGCGCGCGCUGCAGGGGUAUGUGUUUGAGUACCCUGAAAUGAUACACCAGGAUGUCGAUCGGCAGAGGUGGAUGAUGAGUGACCAUAGUGCGGCCAUCAUAAAACCCGUAGAGUUAGCGUUCGGUGACCAUGCAGACAACCUGCAGGCCUCGCUGACUUCAGCCCUCGACCGAAUCCAGUUACAGAUCAAUAACGACAUGGCUGAAUUAGAAGUGAGGCAAACGGCAUAUGUAAUGGAACUCAAGGAGAGACUCAACCGCAGCGUGGUGGAGCUGGGCCGCAGCCUGGCCCCUUUCGCGCAGGACGUGCAGGACAAGCUCGACCACCAGCUGGAGGGCCUCUCCUUCCAGAUGAGGAAGCGCGCCGACCAGCUGCAGGCCAACGUCUCUGCCGGGUACCAGGAGCUCUGGCCACGGCUGAAGGCCCUAAUAGAGGACACGCGGGAAACGCUGAGUGGCAACACGGAGGACCCACCGAAGGCACUGGCCGAGCUGUGCAAAAGACUGGACCAGCAGCUGGAGGAAUUCCAGCGCUCUCUGGCCCUCUUUGAAGAGCCUUUCGGAAACGGGAUGGUGCAGCUGGUGAAGCAGUUCGGCCAGAAGCUGGGCCCCAACCCGGGGGAUGGGGAAGACUAUUUGAUCUUCCUGGAGAUGGACCUGAAGGACAAGGUCAGGUCCUUCUUCAACCGAAUCCAGAAGGAGACUCACGACAAGCGCCUUGCCCUGCAGAAUCAGGACAAGAACCAAACCCUCCUGGAGCAGGCACCGAGCCCCGCCCCUUAGAAGUAGAGCCCCGCCCAUUAAGAGAAACCCCGCCCCUCGCCGCAGGGCCACGCCCCUUUCGAGCCUCUCCGUGCAUAGCCACGCCCCCGACCUAGCCACACUCCUUUGGCAUAGAACCCCUCUCUUCAGCCCAGAAAUCUGCCCCUGUAGAGAGCUGAGCUAUCCCUGGUUCUUCAGCUCUUCCCAUGCCAGAGACCUUUUGUUCGGACCCAUCUCCCUGAGGGCCCCACAUGGGUCUGGUUUGAGCUUGGGGACACGUGGCCUGUGGGAAGGAACUUAUGUACUGCUACCAAAUAAAGCAGCAGAAAAUUA